This is a messenger RNA of Lichtheimia ornata, 1737 nucleotides long. RefSeq lists its product as uncharacterized. NCBI's taxonomy places the organism in Eukaryota, Fungi, Mucoromycota, Mucoromycetes, Mucorales, Lichtheimiaceae. The transcript is spliced from 5 exons. The record is from RefSeq and is a predicted model, not a curated record. The coding region runs from base 1 to 1737 and encodes 578 amino acids.
AUGUUGUGGUGCCCGAGAGCGGAAUUGUGGUGCCCGAAGCUUUUCCCGAUCAAGAUUGCUAUUGUUCAUUCUUUUUGGUGUCUCUGUCGCGGUGUUGCUUGCCCUUUGCUACCUGCACUACACGUUUUGGACCGCUUUGUUGUCUUCGUGCAAAAGUGGGUCUCUAUUGCCAACCCUCGUUCUUUAGAACGUUUGCUUGAAGCAAAUGCUACGUUGGACCUCAAGGUGCCUGUUCGUCCUCCUCCUGUGGUUGGUGUUGUUGUUACUUGUCUCUCGUCUCGUGCUGAAGGUCUUGAAAUCCUCUCUCGUCACGCUGUCCGUUUUUCGCCUUCCUGUCCUCUUCCUGCUGGUGUUCCUUGCCUCCAUGAAGGUAGCCAAGUUGUCUGUGGCACUUGUGUUGGUUUUGAUCCUUGCGUUUCUCGUGUUGGUGCUGGUGACGAAGUUGUUUCUGUGUCUGCUCGCGGUGUUGGUGUCGCUCCUACUUGCGUUUCUGCUGUUGUUGAAGUUGCUGAUGAAGGUGUUGAAGGUGUUGUUGAUGGUGACAAAGCUCUUGGUGUUGAUCCUGCCGGUGAUGAUCCUGUUCGUGUUCCUGCUGUUGACGUUGUUGGUGUUGUUGUUCCUGGUCCUGCCGAUGUUAUUGCUGAGGAAGAUGGUGUUGUUGCUCCCGCUGCUGUUGGUGAAGAAGCUCGUGACGUUCCUGCUGCUGAUGAUGGCGUUGGUGAUUUCGGUGCUCAGGAUGAGGAUGAGAUGGAGCUACUCUCCCUUCUUUUUCGCUACAUGACUGUAGACGAUCCUUUUGACGAGGACACACAUAUGAGGGAGCCUGCUGACUGGAGAUUUGUGGAGCCUCGUGAUGACAUGGAAGUUGACGACGACCUUUUGUCGGUCAUGUCCGUCCAUUUGGACUCCUCUCCAUUCGUUUAUGAUGAUGACAACGAUGAUCCUAUUGACAUCGAUAUGCCUUCCCCUGUUAUUCCUUCUCAACCCGCAACACCACCUACAUCACCUCCACCAUCACCUACGCCCGUCCCUAUGGAGGUUGACACCACAAUCAUUGCUCCUACCAUCACUACAACCGCUUCUACCACCACCAUCACCAAUACCGUCACCACCACUAUGCCAUCCACUAUGCCUACUCCUAUUCCUGCCACCACCAUCACCAAUACCGCUCCUAUUACUACUCCUUCUACUGCCGCUGUUGCCACUUCUCCUCCUCUUAGCCCUCCACUUAAUCCCGUUAUGUCACUCAUUCAAGCCCGAAUCCAACGCAUCCGCCAAGCAGCCCUUACUCCUACAACACCAUCCAAUUCCGCAACCCCCACAGCUACGGCUACUAUGCCUACCACCAAUGCCGCCAUUCCCACUUCCUCUCAUUCUCGAAUCAAUCCCGAUAUGCCACCACCACCACCUCGACCACGACGCACUAUCCUUACUACGACUCCCACAACAUCAUCAACAUCGACCGCCACUUCCACUCCUUCUUCGUCUCGAAUUGUGCGUCCUGAUAUGCCACCUCCUCCACCACGACCACCACGAGCAACCGCAACACCUUCUUCUUCUUCUUCUUUCCGCCAAUCGUCCUCAUCCUCAUCCUCUAACACCGCCAACUCCUCAACACCUCGUGAAUCCGCCCAACUACAACAACCUGCUACCACCGCCACCACAACCGCAACAUCAACACCAUCCUUAUCAUCCGAUGUGCGUGACGCACAAGAGGCCCUAGGCCUCUUUGAUUGA